AUGAAGAAAGUUUUGCAAACUAAAAUAUCAUGUACACUCCCUAAGGGAGAGGAAGAGAACGUUUCUGAUGCUUUUCGUAUGCAUAAAACUUUUGAACUCACUGAUUUUUUGCUUGUAAGGAGUUGUUUGGAAUAUGAACCGGAAUGGUUGAAAGUUGUCGGAGAUAUUCACCGGAAACCGGUUUUUCCGGUGGGCCAACUUCCGACGACAAUGUAUGAAGAGGAUAACACGAAGAUUGAUGCAUGGAGAGAGAUAAAAUUGUGGCUUGAUGAGCAAGAAAAGGGGAAAGUGAUUUACGUUGCAUUUGGUAGUGAGGUAAACCCGAGUCAAAACGAACUCACCGAGUUGGCGCUCGGGUUAGAGCUUUCUGGGUUACCAUUUUUCUGGGCUUUAAGAACUAAAAGAGGGGAAUAUGAUGAUGAAUUGAUUCAACUACCAGAGGGGUUCGAAGAUCGAACAAAGGGAAGGGGAAUUGUGUGCACGAGUUGGGCGCCACAACUUAAGAUACUGAGUCAUGACUCUGUCGGUGUAUUUUUGACUCAUUCAGGAUGGAGUUCAGUAGUUGAAGCAAUACAAUUUGAGAAGCCAUUGGUUCUUUUAACAUUUUUGGCCGAUCAAGGGCUAAAUGCUAGGUUGUUGGAAAAGAAGAAGAUGGCGUAUUCAAUACCAAGAGACGAUCGUGACGGGUCGUUCAAUCGUGACUCGGUGGCUAAGUCACUGAGUUUGGUACUUGUUGAAAAAGAGGGUGAGAUUUAUCGAAAAAAGAUUAAAGAGGCGAAAAAUCUUUUUUGUGAUGAGACACGACAAAAUAAUUAUGUGGAAAAUUUAUUAAGUUAUCUUCAAAAUUAUAAAAAGGCUAAAAUAUGAAAUGGGAAGAAAAACUUGAGCUUAAAUGCAUUUUUAAAUAAAUGUAAUGUUAGAUUUUAUGGGUAGUAAUUAUCUGCACCAAUAAGGACUUUUAAUUUUUCUUUGAAGGGUGGUUUAGUAUAUGUACCAUGUAUGCAAUAUUUGUAAUGUAAGAAUUUCAUGUGUGAUGAAUAAUAA
Solanum tuberosum (potato) is the source of this 1044-nucleotide messenger RNA. Its product is annotated as UDP-glycosyltransferase 91A1-like. Lineage: Eukaryota; Viridiplantae; Streptophyta; Magnoliopsida; Solanales; Solanaceae. Gene Ontology annotation, molecular function: UDP-glycosyltransferase activity. The record is from RefSeq and is a predicted model, not a curated record. Bases 1 to 867 code for a protein of 288 amino acids. The transcript is spliced from 2 exons.